This is a messenger RNA of Patiria miniata (bat star), 706 nucleotides long. RefSeq names its product glutathione S-transferase-like. NCBI's taxonomy places the organism in Eukaryota, Metazoa, Echinodermata, Asteroidea, Valvatida, Asterinidae. Gene Ontology annotation, molecular function: glutathione transferase activity. The transcript is spliced from 5 exons. Gene Ontology annotation, biological process: glutathione metabolic process. The coding region runs from base 75 to 698 and encodes 207 amino acids. The record is from RefSeq and is a predicted model, not a curated record.
CUGCUACAAAGUACCUUCGUGGCCGCGAUUUUAACUGGUGUCUGGUAAUAGCUUGUGUAGUGCUCUACGCCACCAUGGUGAAAUACGUACUUCACUACUUCAAGGGUUUUAACGGCCGUGGUGAAAGUAUCCGUCUGGCUUUCAAGCUAGCUGGUGUCGACUAUGAAGAAAGGAACUUCGAGUAUGCGGAUUGGCCAAAGCUAAAACCGAACUAUGUUACCCAGCAAACGCCGUCGCUGGAGGUCGACGGGACGAUGAUAUGUCAGAGUAAGGCUAUCCUGAGAUAUCUGGCCAGGGAAUUUGGGUUUUAUGGCAAGACAUCCCUGGACGCGGCAUUCAUAGACCAAACACUCGACACGAUCGAAGACAUUUGGUCGGAAGUCAACGUUGUCUUCCACGGGCCUCCAGAAAGCAGGCCAGAAAGAAUGGAAAGGUUCUUGAAGGAUGUGGUCCCGCCGAUCUACGCGACUCUGGAGCGGUUGCUUGCACAGGAGCAAGCUGGGGAGUUCUUCGUUGGAAACUCGAUCACAGCCGCUGAUCUCUUUUUCUUCACCGCUGUUGACAUGGCGAAUCACAUAUCAAAGGGCGCCAACACCCUGGAGAAGUGCCCGAAGCUGAGCGCCCUCAAGGAACGCAUUGCUGCCAACCCCAAGAUCGCAGCCUGGUUGGCUGUGCGACCACCUGAAGCGACGUUUUAAGUAGAAAA